AUGGCCCUAGUGAGGGUGGAAUGUGUGGGUCGUGACAAUAGGCACUUAAUUGAUGACUCCAUCUGCCCCUGUUGCAAUUCGGCUACUGAGUCCAAUAUCCAUGUCGUGAUUACUUGCCCAAGAGUGCAGCAACUCUGGGUAAACAGUGGCUGCGUGAAAGCUCUAGAGCUAUGUGUGUCUGGUUCCUUUGGUGAAGUGUUGAUGGCAUGGGCUAAGGACCUCGAGAAGGAGAUGUAUCAAAAGAGAUUAUUUCUCACUUGGUUUAUUUGGUACCGUCGAAACAAAUGGGUCUUUGAGAAUAAUCUAGAGCCCGAUGUUGCCUUGCUUCUCCGCCAUAGCAGACUUGUUUGUGAUUUUGGUGAGUACACGGAGAAGAUUUAUGGUGGAAUCUUGCAACCACAAACUCCGGCAGGAAGAAUGGUAUGGACUCCACCUCCUCCUAAUGCUAUUAAACUUAAUGUUGAUGCAUCUAUUGAUGAGGCAGGAUGGGUGGGUUUUGGGGCCAUUGCUCGUGAUCACAGUGGACAGGUGCUUUUCUCGGCUGUUCGUAGAGUCAAAGCGAGAUGGGAUGUUUUAAUUGCUGAGUGUAAGGCUGCUCUGUUUGGUCUUAAAAAGGCAAAGGAACGUGGUUUUGACAAUAUAAUUCUUGAGUCUGACUCCUUGCAGCUCGUGUCCAAGCUAAAGAAGAGUGCUUUCUUAUUUUCUGAUGUGGAUUGUAUUUUAGAGGAUAUUAUAUCCUUAAGCUCUUGCUUUACUUCUAUUAUAUGGUCUCAUGUUAAGCGUGAUAGGAAUUUAAUUGUCCAUCACCUAGCUAGGUUAGUGCCGUUGGGUUUUGAACAAUGUUGGGACUAUCUUGUUCCGGACGAGGUUGCCCCGUAUGUACUUUUGGAUACUCUCUCAAUGAAUUAA
Molecule: messenger RNA, 909 nt
Organism: Chenopodium quinoa (quinoa)
Lineage: Eukaryota; Viridiplantae; Streptophyta; Magnoliopsida; Caryophyllales; Amaranthaceae
Exons: 1
Coding region: 1-909 (302 amino acids)
Molecular function (GO): RNA-DNA hybrid ribonuclease activity; nucleic acid binding
Source: RefSeq, a predicted model, not a curated record